AAUUCAAACAACGAAACUUACAGUAUCCACAGUGCCAGUAAGUCAUUAAGAUGUGUUUCACCGAAACAUUCGCGAGAAUCUUCAUGUUCGCGGCGAAUUUCGCCUUUUUACUAGUCGGCAUAAUUUUACUUGCCCUGGGAAUAUUCGUCAAACUAGACCUCACCAAGAUCGUCGAGUCCAUACCAGAACAGUACCAAGGACUUCAAUACGUACCCAUCUUAGCAAUCAUCGUGGGCGUCAUAAUCUUCGUGAUUUCGUUCCUGGGAUGCUGUGGUACCUUAAAAAGCAAUACCUGCAUGUUGCAAAGUUACGCAGGUAUUUUGAUCCUGAUCUUCGUGGUUCAAGUGGCCAUAGGGAGUUACGGUCUGGUAAAAAUUAAAAAUACCGACGACUUGAGGAACCAAGUGGAUAAGAGUAUUAAUAAGCUCUUCGAUCAUUACAGUGGAAACAGCGGGCCAGUGAAUUUCAUUCAGAGUAAACUGAAGUGUUGCGGCACGUUUUCUCCUGCUUACUGGACCAGUAAAGGUCAAUCGAUUCCAGCCAGUUGCUAUGAAGAUUCUGUGCUGUUUUCUAAAGGAUGCUGUGAAUCAGUGUUUAAUUUACUUAAAGGUUCUGUUAAAUCCAUAGCGAUUACUGCCAUAGUGAUUUCUGUCACUGAGGUCUUGGGUGCCAUAUUGGCUGUAGCACUUGCGAAUUGUAUUAAUUUGUCAGGGGGUCACAUUUAAUAGUAUUUAGGUGUAAGAACUUUAUAUGCUAGUUUAUAUUUUUCUAUUCAAAAUUUUGCUUAUUGUGUUACAGUUGCGCAUUGUUAAUGAUCAUUAUUAAUAAAUUUUAAAUAAACUGUUAA
Molecule: messenger RNA, 847 nt
Organism: Anthonomus grandis grandis
Lineage: Eukaryota; Metazoa; Arthropoda; Insecta; Coleoptera; Curculionidae
Product: 23 kDa integral membrane protein-like
Exons: 1
Coding region: 51-725 (224 amino acids)
Cellular component (GO): membrane
Source: RefSeq, a predicted model, not a curated record